CUAGCUGGUGGUGACUGCCGACUGGUGAAGAUUUCAGUGGGAAAAUCAUAUUGCAGAGAGCAUGAUCAAUGUACCUUGGUACUUGGCGUCCAUCCAUCCAUCCUUGUGCAUGAGCCACGUAUCAGCUUAGGACCGAGUUUACACAACACUCACCAAAUUCAAUUCAGUGACUCCAACGAAUAUAAUUCUUUCCUUUAAUUUUGCCAGUAUAUUUCAGACAAAUUUAUUGCCCACAACUAACUCGUGAAAUCACAAGCGUAAGCUCAUAUUAUUAGAGUAGAACGGAACCCCGUUGUAUCUCCGGAGCCGUAUACCCUGGCCUAUCCUUAAAGAUAUUUGUCCUCAUGUCCAUCCUGAGCGCCAUGAUGUUCUGCCAUUAUCAUUAUCAUUAUCAUCAUCAUAUAUAUGUCUUAACCCAUCAACUUCUUAUUCUCCUUUCACAUCCAUUUUUGAUUUUCCAAAGAACCCUCUCAGCUUAACAAAACCCUGAUCCCCAAAGUUCCAACCUUUUAUUCCAAACAGAGCCAUGGAAAUGAACCCCACCAACGCCACUACGUCCCCCACCCAAAACCCAGAUACAGAUACUGAAACCCCACCACAGGCAAAACCCCUCAAGUCCUUAUCUUUCACCAACGGCUCACUCAAGCCCCACCAGCGCCACCCCACACCCCUACCUCCGCCGCCAAGGCCACCGCUCGCGGCUGUUUUCUACAAAGAAUGCCUCAAGAACCACGCAGCGAGCAUGGGGGGGCUUGCCCUCGACGGCUGCGGUGAGUUCCUGCCCUCCCCCACGGCAACCCACUCAGACCCCACCUCACUCAAAUGUGCGGCUUGUGGCUGCCACCGGAACUUCCACCGCCGCGACGCAGACGAUCUCAUUCCCAAAGUCCUCAACGGACAACACCUGUCCUCCUCGAGCCAAAGCCCAAGCCCAGUGUGCUCACCACCACCAGUCUCACACCUUCCACCAUCCCAGUACUACUUCUCUUCCGUCCCACAAACGCUGUUGUCUCUCAGCACCGCCUCUCCUGAUCCAACUGUGAAGAGGAGUACGGAGAACCCACUUGGGAGAAAGAGAUUCAGAACCAAAUUUUCUGAGGAACAGAAGCAGAAGAUGUUUCUGUUUUGUGAGAAACUGGGUUGGAAGAUGCCGAAGAGCAAUGAGAUGGUGGUGGAGGAGUUCUGUAAUGAGGUUGGGGUAGAUAGAAGGGUCCUCAAGGUUUGGAUGCACAACAACAAGAACCCUCUGAGGAAGAGAGAGAUGGGUUUCGGUCACAAUGGCAGCGUCACUGAUGGUAAUGGGAAUGGCGACAGAGUCAGCUUUGAGACCAGUGCUUUUUGCUGCAAGAAAGAGAGCGAGUACAAUGGAGGUGGCAGUGUUAAUCUUCAUGUUUCUGCUAAUGGGUCUUCUUCUUCAUCUUGAUCUGGGGAGGGAAAAAGUGGAAUAGAACGAAACAAAAAACGUGCACCCUUGUCUUUGUUGAGGGAUAAUGGCACCGAUGCGGUUUGGUAAGUGUAAUUGAUAUAGGCGCUCCUUAUGGUUUUUUUUUUUUUUUUUUUUUUUGGCACCUGGCACCUUUCUGUUCGUUAGUUUAGGGGUUGUUUGUUUAGGCUUUGUGGUGUUCCAAUUAACAAAACAAAAAUAUAUAUAUAAAAGGUUCUGAUAUGAGUACUUUUUGUAUGUUAUCUUGGUUUAUCUGAGCUUUUAAGGCAAGAAGGCUUUGCUUAAUCAACGAAAGGUGGUGGAAACAGACAGGCAGUACUCUGAAGCCCUGCCACCUUUCCUUAUUUGGUUAGUAGAUCAAAGCGGCAAGUUUUGUUCCUCUUUUGCUAUAAGCUGCUAAUGAUAACUUGGUUAAGAUAAGAAAGCCAACUGGUUUUGGUUGAGUUAUUCUUUAAUAAUUGAUUAAUUAAUAUCUGAUCCACGUCUACGACUACUAAUCCCUCAUUUUCAGCUAAGAUACAGGUUCCAAUCCAACAGGUUCGGUUCCAUUUAUAACCGGACCAAGCCAAACCCUUCAUUGUCAUGCCACGUGGUGCACUUUUUUAAUUUCCUGUCUUCCUUCCUUUUAAUCUGUGGCAGCCUUUUGGAAGGUGGUGGACCAAAUGUAAAAUUAAUUUUUUAUAGUUGUGUUGUAGUCGUGGACCUGUUGUUUAACAGUGAUUUGUUUGCAUGGCCUAGGCCCAGUCCAGGCAAAAGUACUCUUCCCAUUAAUUUCCGAGGUUUUCCUUGUCCUUUUAACUUUGAUUUUUCAGUUGUUAAGCUUUUUGUUUUUGUUUGUAAUUCCGUUUUGAAUGUAUUUAUUAAUAAUAAUAAUAAUAAUACGGCAAUUUUUA
Molecule: messenger RNA, 2337 nt
Organism: Alnus glutinosa
Lineage: Eukaryota; Viridiplantae; Streptophyta; Magnoliopsida; Fagales; Betulaceae
Product: zinc-finger homeodomain protein 11-like
Exons: 2
Coding region: 527-1423 (298 amino acids)
Biological process (GO): regulation of developmental process; regulation of DNA-templated transcription
Cellular component (GO): nucleus
Molecular function (GO): DNA-binding transcription factor activity; transcription cis-regulatory region binding
Source: RefSeq, a predicted model, not a curated record